Cordyceps fumosorosea ARSEF 2679 is the source of this 2316-nucleotide messenger RNA. Its product is annotated as Transcription factor. Bases 1 to 2316 code for a protein of 771 amino acids. Gene Ontology annotation, molecular function: DNA-binding transcription factor activity, RNA polymerase II-specific; zinc ion binding; DNA binding. Gene Ontology annotation, biological process: DNA-templated transcription; regulation of DNA-templated transcription. The record is from RefSeq and is a predicted model, not a curated record. Lineage: Eukaryota; Fungi; Ascomycota; Sordariomycetes; Hypocreales; Cordycipitaceae. The transcript is spliced from 3 exons.
AUGGCUUCACACGGCCAACCCCCGGCCCCGAGUAUGGGGCCGCCGAACCAACCACAGCCAGAUCUCUCCGCCAUGAAGUUGACCCGCGGCACCAGCUGCGUCCUGUGCCAGCAGCGCAAGGUCCGGUGCGACAAGCAGAAGCCCUGCUCCAACUGCGUCAAGGCCGGUGCCGAGUGUCGCGUCGUGCCACCCCAACCACCCCGCCGCCGCAAGAAGCGCCUGCAGGAGAGGGACCUCUUGGACCGGCUCAAGAAGUACGAAGACCUGCUCCGGCAACACAACAUCAAGUUUGACGCCUUGGACCCCGACACAAAGUCCGAGGCCACCCUGGAAGAUGUCGACGAGCUGGAGAAUGACUUUGAGAAUCUCAAGACGAGCCCUUCCGAGGGCGACUACGUGUCGGCGCUCCACGCUCGAGGCGCACGGUGGAAGCUUGGCUCAUUUCUCAAACUACACAAUAAAACUUUCCACGCCCACAAUAACCUAUUGAACGACUCUUCCGAUGACGAGGCCGACUAUCCUACCAUCUACAAAGCCUUUGACAGGAUGUUCACCAACCGAAACCCGUUUCCAUUUCUCCUCAGCGACCAGGAGAUUGAUCUCGCCGAGUAUCGCCCAUCCACGAUACAAAUGUUCCAACUCUGGCAAAUCUACAUUGACAAUGUGAAUCCUCUCUUGAAGCUCACCCACGUGCCUACUGUCCAACAACAAGUCAUUGCCUAUACUGGUAACCCGGAGCAAGCACCCAAAGACAUGGAGGCGUUGAUGUUUGCAAUUUUCUUGAUGGCAGUGUCGUCCCUUGACGAUCAAGAAGUACGGCAGCGCUUCCAGGCUGAGAAGCAGGAGUUGCUGGGUCAGUUCUUUGCAGGACUGCAACAAGCUCUUAUCAACGCCAAUUUUAUGCGCUCUUCGGACAUUGUUACACUGCAAGCCUUUCUUCUUUACAUGCUGGCUAUCCGAUGGUUCCUCGACCCUCGACACGUUUUUUCAAUCAUGGGUGUGAUGGUGCGCAUGGCUCACCACAUGGGGCUUCACCGCGAUCCCGCUGGUCAAGGCUUAAAUGCCUACGAAUGCGAGCUACGGCGCCGUCUUUGGUGGUCAAUUGCGGCGUACGAUCGCCGUAUUGGUGAGAUGACAGGCGCGGCUGUGACGGCACUGGCGGUGCCUAAUGACACUCGUAUACCACUCAACAUCAAUGAUGCCGACUUAUACAUCGAACAAGCCGAACCCCCGACAGCACACAACGGCGCGACCGAAAUGAUGUUUGCACUCAUUCGUGCAGAGCUUGCCAUGGCAACGCCUGAGGACUGGGAGCGCGACUUCAAAGGAACACAGCCAAUCGAGCAGCCCGCUGGCAAAGUCUUAAUUAGGCUGCUUGGAAAAGACAAGAAGACCUACACAAUCGACGGAUUUUGUGCCCAUAUAGAAGGGACAUACCUUGUCCACUGCGACCCCAACAUUCCCUUCCACUUCUUUACACUCACCAUGACUCGCCAGGCGCUCAGCAGGCUGCGCGUCAUUACCUAUCUUGUCCGGCUCGCGCAUGGACACACCUCGACGACCGACGAAGCCGACCGCGAGUUUCUUUUCGUGCAGGCAACCCAAAUGCUGGAGCAUGAUAACGUCUUGCAGUCCCGGGAGAACCUCAAGUGCUAUCGCUGGUUCACCCACCACCACUUUCCGUUCCCUGCCUACAUGUUCCUCGUCAACGAGCUUCGCUUCCGACUCAUCGGGCCCGAGGUGGAUCGCGCCUGGGCCGGCGUCGCUACCAACCACUCCCUGCGCGGCUUGAUGCACGGCCUGCACUCGCCCAUGCACCUUGCUUUUGGUCACCUCUUCGUCAAGGCAUGGAAGGCGCGCGAGGCGGCCCUGUUCGAGCGCGGACAGCAGGCCACGCCCCCCGGCUUCAUCGUCGUGCUGCAGGAGUUCGUCGAGCGGCGGCGCAUCGCGCGGGCGCAGAACCUGCCCGACCCCAUCAACGAGCCGGCCGAGAUGGUGACGGUCCCCAAACCCUCACCACCAGCAUACGGCACGCCAGGCUCGCAUAGCGACAGUGGUAUCGGCAAGAUGACGCCGAUGAUGGCGAAUUCGCCCGUUGGCGCGUCCAUGUCCCAGGCGCCCGCGCCGGGCCCCAACCUAGACGACACAGAUAUGGACUGGUCGUAUAUCUUGUCAGGAUACCAAGACGGGUCCAUCUUUCAAAACUUUAAUACUUUUCAUUUCGGCGGCGACCCUGGGGCGGGUAUGGGCGGUAUGGGAGGAAUGGGCGGCAUGGGCAUGAACAUGGGCGGAGGGCCGAACAUGUUUGGCAACUAA